CGCGUCACAACCAGGAUGCUACCAUACUGCGCCGUUCACUGGGGUGACACUUUCGCACCUUUUUCUGCUAAUAUAUCGGUUUUCGUGGCGAUACGAACAAUAUGUGCAAACGGAGACGGCCAAAUAUAGGCUUCCAGGUUGUCUGCGGCCAGAUGCUUUUCUCGUUUUAACUGGAAUCAGUGCGCGUCGAGAUCGCGUUUGCAGCGUGUCAGUGGAUCGUGCCGAACGGAGCAGCUACAGCGUUAGCGCAGGCAAAAUGGCGUCUGCUUGCCCACUCAACGGUCGUUUAAUCCAUAUGUGAUUAGGCUAAAAUCUGAAUGCAGCUGCCCGCGAUUGGCUUUUAGUACAUUCGGUUUCGCCCAGCGACACGGUUGAAGUACGUUUGAGCAACAUGUCGGACUCGGAGGAGGACAGCCAGGACAAGCAGCUUAAAAUAGUAGUGAUAGGAGAUGGUGCGUGUGGGAAGACAUCACUCGCCACCAGGUUUGCACAGGAGGCCUUUGGGAAGCAGUACAAACAAACCAUUGGCCUGGAUUUUUUUUUGAAGAGAUUAAGCCUUCCAGGUAACUUAAAUGUGACCCUGCAGGUGUGGGACAUUGGAGGCCAAACAUUAGGAGGAAAAAUGCUGGAUAAAUACGUUUAUGGAGCACAUGGGGUUCUCCUGGUGUAUGAUAUCACCAACUAUCAGAGCUUUGAGAAUCUGGAGGAUUGGUUCAACAUGGUGAAGAAGGCUAAUGAGGAAUCGGAAGCCCAGCCGGUCGUGUCCCUGGUUGGGAAUAAAAUCGACCUGGAGCACAUGAGGACGGUGAAAGCUGACAAACAUCAGCGCUUCUGCCAAGAGAACGGCCUCGUCAGUCAGUUUGUGUCGGCCAAGACGGGCGACUCGGUCUACCUUUGUUUCCAGAGAGUGGCUGCUGAGAUUCUUGGUGUUAAGCUAAACAAAGCAGAAAUAGAGCAGUCCCAGAGGAUCGUGAAGGCAGAGCUGGUGGACUACCCGCAAGAUGAAGGUCCAAUAGCACAAGAGAACAAACAGCAAAGCAAAAUAUGUUCUGUUCAAUAGUUGGAACGUGUGGUGAAGGCAGACAUUGUGAACUACAGCCAGGACACCGUGGCCAGGACAGUCAACCCCCCCCGCAGCUCCAUGUGUAUGGUGCAGUGACCCCCUACAAACACACGCGAUGUUCAUGUGAAUCAUAUAAAGUUGUCUUUAGUCAGUAUUCAUCUCUCCAGAUGUGUGGGGUGCAGGACCAGAUGUUUUCAGAGUAUCCUCUGUAUUCCUGUGUGUCUGUUGUGCGGGUUUAAAGCGCUGUGUGGUUUCAAGGCCUUUGUCUGCAGUUCAUGUUAAGCAGGAAGGAUUGAUGGGUGGUUUACCAAAGAGGAAACAGUAUCAUAGUUUCUUCAAGUUUACGUGCAGCUAUGAUUUUAUUUCUAAGAUCAUCUGAAACAUAUAAAUGUAAGAAAAACGAUCACUUGAUUUAUGCUUUACCGUGUUGUACUACAGUAAUAACUCUACCUGUGCUAUUGCUGUUAGGAGCAUAUUACUUCAUAAUCAGAUAUGCUGUGGUACAUUUCUACAAACACAAGCUAAUGUGACAUGGAUCAAGUCCUCUAAUAUUGUGUUCAUCUAUUCCUUUAUGUGUGUGGUGCUCAGCAGUUGAACAGAAGUGGAAAGCAUUUAAAUGCUGUAGUGCAUGGAAAUAAAUCUGUUUUCAAUUUGCCAAUUAGAGGCUUGCGCUGGCAGUGCUGUACUGUGAGCUGUGUUCUGUUACUUUCCAUAGAAAUAUUUCAUUGACAACCUUAAAUCAGUCUUCAUGUUAUGUUCUAACAUUUUCUAACAAUUUCUACAUAGCAGAUACUCUAGUUCUCCAGAUGAUGAGUCUAUCCUACACGUUAAUAAUUCAGCGUUACUUCAUAUUUUCAAACUGUGUGACAUUCCUGGGUUUGUAUUAUACUGAUAAAAAUAGAUGGCUGUGCCCUAGAAUGCAUCUGAGUUGAGCCCCAGUCUUCUUCAACUGUCCGUUAUAAAACAGAAUGUUUCUGAUGGACUGUGACACAUAAAAUGUUUCAUAGAUCCCCUCUUUGACUAUAUUUUAACAGUCAUGGUCUCCACAUGAUUUUACGUGGCAUGAAAGGAUUUGACGUGGGGUCCACCCACCAAAAUACUGUAGCUGCCAUAUGUGUAGAAUUGUACGUGUAUAAUAGGAGCAAUGAGAGCUUUCAUUAUAAAUGAUUACAUCGUUACAUCCUGUAGUGUCCGACCAUGUAAGCAACAUGUGCGCUGGCUUUAAAUCACACAAUGUACAGUUUGGUGUGAAUGUUUAGCUGAUGCCUGCAGCGACGCAGAGCUGCGUUUCUAAAUAAAGAUGCUACAUGCAGAACAA
Betta splendens (Siamese fighting fish) is the source of this 2381-nucleotide messenger RNA. RefSeq names its product RAB28, member RAS oncogene family (gene rab28). The coding region runs from base 392 to 1060 and encodes 222 amino acids. Gene Ontology annotation, molecular function: GTPase activity; GTP binding. Gene Ontology annotation, cellular component: endosome; Golgi apparatus. The record is from RefSeq and is a predicted model, not a curated record. The transcript is spliced from 8 exons. Lineage: Eukaryota; Metazoa; Chordata; Actinopteri; Anabantiformes; Osphronemidae.